UAAAAGUUAUAGAAAAACACUAGAUGUGACAUGGGGAAUAGUGUCACCGACAUUUAAUUUUAAUAAAUAAAUAAAAAAAUGAAAACGUGUUGGGUGGAUCACUUUUGGUGGUAGGUGACAUAAGAGAAAUAUUUCAUCCACCUACAACGUCACAUAAAAAACAAUGUCUCAACUAACUCUGUGGACCCCACAAACACCAUCCUUACAAGCAAGCCUUUCAUCCACUACACCACACCGGUUGCCGGUACACCCGUGUCGUACCUCCACCAACCCCAUUCACAUCCCUAACCUUCCCAAUAAAUCCAGUCAUUACACACAAUUACCCGAUCCGAUAACAAACCCGAACCACUCGAACCAGAACCACCAACACCACCGGUCUCUAUCCAUACACAACAUGGCGAAACUAGAGCUCCCACCACUCCCACCCCCGCCCCCAUUCUACUGGGGCGAAACACCCGAAGAAGAAUACUACAAAUCCCAAAACGUCCGCAACAAUAAACUCUAUUUCCAGACGUCAAAUGGGAAAAUCUUCACCCAAUCAUGGCUCCCAUUAGACGAAACACAACCAAUAAAAGGGGUCGUGUUCAUGAACCACGGAUAUAGAAACGACACCAGCUGGUGCUUCCAGAAGAUAUGCAUCGCAUAUGCAAACUGGGGAUACGCUGUAUACGCAGCGGAUAUGCUCGGACACGGACGGUCCGAGGGUAUCCGUGCGUAUGUUGGUGAUAUGGAAAAGGUUGCUACGACGUCGUUGUCGUAUUUUGUUAGUGUUCGCAACAGUGAAAAGUAUUGUAAGCUGCCGGCCUUUUUGUUUGGGGAGUCUAUGGGUGGGUUGGUUGCUAUGCUUAUGUAUCUCCAAUCGGAGCCUGACACGUGGACCGGGUUGAUUUUUUCGGCUCCACUUUUUGUUACACCGGAAAAGUGUACCCCGUCUAAGCUACAUAUAACCAUGUACGGACUGUUAUUUGGGCUUGCGGAUUCAUGGGCGGUAAUGCCCGAUGGUAAGGGACCGGUAAACGCGAUUAGAGAUCCCGAGAAACUAAAGAUAAUAGCGGUGAAUCCGCAACGGUAUUUCGGGAAGCAUAGGGUGGGUACAAUGAGAGAAGUGGUGAGAUGGACGGAUUUCAUACAAAAUAACUUCGACAAGGUUAAAGCCCCCUUUAUAGCGUUGCAUGGGACGUCGGAUGAGGUCACAUGCCCGAGUGGGUCCAAAAUGUUGUAUGAGAAAGCGUCAAGUGAAGACAAGACUUUGAAGUUGUACGAGGGUAUGUACCAUUCAUUGGUACAAGGAGAGCCCGAUGAGGCUGCUAAUCGUGUGUUGGCUGAUAUGAGAAAGUGGAUCGACGAGAAGACAGUACAAUAUGGCCCUAAAAGUAUUGAUAACUAACCAAAAGUAAACGGUGUAUAUUGUCAUCAUAUAUUACUAUUAUUAUUCAAUGUGUGAAUUAUUGAUUAAAGUGUUUGGAUUGGUUUAUGAGAUUGUAACUUUACGCAUUGACUAAAAUCGAUAUUUGGAAAUG
Molecule: messenger RNA, 1520 nt
Organism: Helianthus annuus (common sunflower)
Lineage: Eukaryota; Viridiplantae; Streptophyta; Magnoliopsida; Asterales; Asteraceae
Product: caffeoylshikimate esterase-like
Exons: 2
Coding region: 164-1387 (407 amino acids)
Cellular component (GO): membrane
Molecular function (GO): lipase activity
Source: RefSeq, a predicted model, not a curated record